Molecule: messenger RNA, 1511 nt
Organism: Oppiella nova
Lineage: Eukaryota; Metazoa; Arthropoda; Arachnida; Sarcoptiformes; Oppiidae
Source: the annotation of a GenBank genome assembly
AUGAGACAUAAGAUGGCGAACGAUGGCAACGAAGGAGAAAAUCUUUCAAAAAAUGAUUGCACGGAAGAGAGCAUUGAAUCGUUGAGGAAAGAAGUGGAGAGACUGAAGACCCGUCUGGAAGAGGAGCGCAAAAAGCUAAACGACGUCACCUGUAAGCCAUUUGAACCUGAACUGCCUCCCCUAUCACCACAUCCAUCACAUCCUCUCUAUAACCACCAUUCCUUCCAAUUUUCAUCGGCAGCCGAACGACUCGAUAGUGUAAUCAAUUUGAAUGUGAAGCCGCGGCGGGUGUUGAAAGGACAUCAGGGUAAAGUACUCUGUUCCGACUGGUCCUAUGAUAACAGACAUAUUGUCAGCUCAUCACAAGACGGCAAACUCAUCAUUUGGGACGCGUUUACCACUAAUAAAGAACACGCCAUAACUAUGCCAACCACUUGGGUUAUGGCCUGUGCUUACGGGCCGACCGGCAAUUUGGUUGCCUGCGGAGGUCUGGACAAUAAGGUUACGGUUUAUCCACUGAAUGUUGAGGAAGACGUGGCCACCAAGAAGAAGAAUGUGGGAACUCAUACCUCAUACAUGUCUUGUUGUCUCUUUCCGGGAACAGAUCAACAAAUAUUGACAGGAAGUGGUGACAGCACUUGUGCGCUCUGGGAUGUCGAGUGCGCGUCACUCAUACAGAGCUUUCACGGCCACAGCGGAGAUGUGAUGGCAAUAGAUCUCUCGCCCUCUGAAACGGGAAAUACAUUCGUUUCGACAGGCUGUGAUAGACAAGCGUUGAUAUGGGACCUCCGAAAUGGUCAGUGCGUCCAAUCAUUUGAAGGCCACGACGCGGACAUUAAUUCUGUAAAAUAUUAUCCAAGCGGUGACGCCAUCGCCACCGCAUCCGAUGAUUCCACUUGCCGUUUAUUCGACUUAAGAGCCGAUAGAGAAGUUGCCAUUUAUUCAAAACAAAGCAUAAUAUUUGGUGUGAAUUCAGUAGAUUUCUCGAUUAGCGGUCGACUAUUAUUCGCCGGUUAUAAUGACUAUACAGUGAACGUAUGGGAUACUAUGAAGUGCUGCCGACUCUGUAUUCUCUACGGCCACGAGAAUAGAGUCACUUGUCUUAAGGUGUCCCCCGACGGAACGGCUCUGUCCACGUGUAGUUGGGAUUUCAAUUUAAGGGUGUGGGCCUGAUUUGUAAUUAAUACUAGUUUUUCAAUAUAAAUAAGUUUAGGCUUUGUUUGCGGACUCUCUAACACUUUGUUAGACUCACUGAACAAAUGUUCGGAUCAAUAGAUAAUAGAUGUGAUCGUUUGGGAUCAAUAAGAAUCUGUCGAUCGAUGGAAACAGUGAGCAAACGUUGAUUUUAUAAUAUUCUAUGCAUUCAUUACUUCAAUUCGUAAAUCACCGGAAGAAUAGCUACUAUUGUGACCAAAACUCAGAUCUGAAUUGAUUGCGAGCAAUGGGUGUAAACACAAUACGAUUGAGUGAAUAUAAAUACAUUUCCAAUGAUAAAACGGGACCACAUUAUC